Molecule: messenger RNA, 219 nt
Organism: Penicillium maclennaniae
Lineage: Eukaryota; Fungi; Ascomycota; Eurotiomycetes; Eurotiales; Aspergillaceae
Product: protein kish
Exons: 4
Coding region: 1-219 (72 amino acids)
Biological process (GO): intracellular transport; protein secretion
Source: RefSeq, a predicted model, not a curated record
AUGUCGGCCCUUUUCAACUUCCAGUCCCUACUGAUGGUGAUCCUGUUGCUUAUUUGCACGAGCACAUAUGCACACUCGAUCAUGCCCGGAAUCAUGGACCGCAACCAGAACGGGUUGUUCGGUAUAUUCUGGAAAUGCGCGCGAGUAGGAGAACGUCUCAGUCCCUAUGUCAGCAUAUGCUGUUUCCUGAUGGCUGUCUCUAUCUUCCUCGGUGGCUAA